Malaclemys terrapin pileata is the source of this 7525-nucleotide messenger RNA. RefSeq names its product caspase-1-like. The transcript has 9 exons. Gene Ontology annotation, biological process: proteolysis; regulation of apoptotic process. Gene Ontology annotation, molecular function: cysteine-type endopeptidase activity. The record is from RefSeq and is a predicted model, not a curated record. The coding region runs from base 38 to 1180 and encodes 380 amino acids. NCBI's taxonomy places the organism in Eukaryota, Metazoa, Chordata, Testudines, Emydidae.
GAACGGUGCAGGCUGAGCGGCGCCUCGGGCUGGGGCGAUGGCUGAUCGGAAGUUAAGCGACGUGCGGAUCAGGUUUGUGGAGCGCGUGAGCAAGGCAGUGAUCAGCAACCUCUUGGACGACCUGCUGGAGAGACGGGUGCUGAACGAGGAGGAAGUGGAGGAGGUGAGGGAGAGCUACAGUAAGAAGAGUGACCAAGCCAGGUGCCUGAUUGAUGGGGUGAGGAGAAAGGGUGCCAGAGCCAGCGAAAUAUUCAUCGAACGCCUCUGCGUCAGAGAUGUCCACCUGGCCACAGAGCUGGGGCUCGGAGCCCCCUCAGGGACUGCUGCAGAAACCCAGCCAGCGCCAUCUCAGGAAUGGAUCCAGCCCUGCCCCCGGGAAUUCGUCCAGCGGAUCCAGAAGGAGGAAGCGAAGGAGAUCUAUUCCAUCCUGGACAAGGCGACGCGAACCCGCCUGGCCCUCAUCAUCUGUAAUGUUGAGUUUGAGCAUCUCCGCAGGAGGGACGGGGCUGACGUGGACAUGAAUGGGAUGAAGAGGCUUCUAGAAGGGCUGGGAUACAAGGUGGAAACUCACUGCAACUUGAAUGCCCAGGCCAUGGUGGAGACUCUGAAGCAGUUCGCUGCUCGGAAUGAGCACCGGACCUCGGAUAGCACCUUCCUCGUGCUCAUGUCUCAUGGUGUCAGGGCUGGCCUGUGCGGGACAAAGAGCCAAGGCGAGUCCACAGACAUCCUUCCCAUUGACACCAUCUACAGCACCUUCAACAACAAGAAUUGCCAGACACUGCUGGGAAAACCCAAAGUGAUCAUCAUUCAGGCCUGCCGUGGGGAGAACCACGGACAGGUGUUGGUGAGUGACUCUGCAGAGCUCCCUGGAGACGGCUCCAGCCUCGCUCCGCUGCCCCCUGAAGAGUUAGAAGAUGAUGCAAGUCACCAAAUCCACGUGGAGAGCGAUUUCAUCGGUUUCCACGCUACAACGCCAGACACUUUGUCCUGGAGAUGUCCAAAAACUGGGUCCGUCUUCAUCACCCGUCUGAUAGAGCAGCUUCGAACCAAUGCCUGCCGCUUCCCCUUGGAGGAGAUCUUCCGAAAGGUCCAGCUCUCCUUUCAAAAUUUUCCUCGUCAGAUGCCCACCAAGGAAAGAACUACCAUGAUAAAAAAGUUCUAUCUGUUCCCAGGCCAUUAGAACCAGCACCACAAUAAGACAGCGCAUGUCCCAUGGGGGCCCUGCCGCAGUCAGCGUCUGCACAUUCAACAUUGGCACAAAGCUCAAGGGCUCUCUUCCUGCUGCCUGCACAGUUUCCACCUGUGGCUUUCCUCUGAACUGCCAGAAGUGCCUUCAGCUUCUCACCAGCCUUCCCCUGCGGAAGUGCCUCCUCUUUGUGACAGGACAACGGUAGCAUCAGCCUGGAGCUCCUGCUGCCACAUCUCUAUCAAAUGGCUCUUCCUAGCGAGAGACAGCAGCACCCCCCAGCUAUCUAGAUCCUACAGCACUGACAUCCCCGUGGCCCCGUCCCUGAGAUCCAGUUCACACUCUGAUCAUUCCCUCCGGUAGCCAGACUUUGAGUCCCCGGACAGUCAGACAAGUGAGUCUCAGCCACAUCCUUCUUGGUAAACAGCUGGAGUCUCCCAUUAGGGAUAUCAACAGCAGGGGCAUCUUCACUGUGGUCAGCCCAGGCUCCUGUCCCCUCCCCUCCGCAUACAAAACCCUCUCACCUGAGCUUUCCACCUGGGCUAGCUGCCCCAGCUGAGGGUGGCUUUGAGCGUGGUGCUGCUUUCACUGGGACUGGGAGCCUGCCCACUUGGCCAUGGGGAUGCAGCUAAAUCAGUCGAGUGCUGACGGUGCACCUCUGCCUUCCCACAGUCACCCCAGGUGCCCAGCACAGGCGUGUCCCACAAACGCGCUGGGAAAGAGUCAUGCAGCGGCUCACCUUACAGCAGCACAAAGAACCACGGGCUUUGCCCCAAACGCACUAGCGACCCACAGUGCGGAUGCAGUAACUCGGGAGGGGCUUUGCAGUGUGGCUGCUCACAGCCAGGUUAGACUAACCCAGUGCUCACACCUGGGUGCUGAUCACCCGGGUUAACUCUGCACUUAUGGGCAUACCCUAGGAAAGCUCAUCUGCUGAACUCUGGGGGGGACAUGGAGUGUGGCAGCAACCGUCUCCUCCCGCUAUCAGCAAUUCCCAGACCCCCUGGAAUGGAAGGGGCCUGUGUCCGUUCCCCUUAGCGAGGCCGGGUUAACUGAGCUCACUCCAAGUCAUCCCCACUAGAUGGCAGCCAGGCUGAGCCUUGAAUAGCUGCCGCGGUGAUUUCCCAACCUCACUGAGCUGUUCGCUGCCUUGUUCUCGUUCUCUGUAAUUACAGGGCCACAUUCUGCCCAUUGUCAACUCCAGACUUCAGAGUGCCAAGGCUGCAAGUGGCCCAUGACAUUUGGGUUAGUGCUUAACCCACAUUUCUCUGUUAAAACCUAAGCCCAUUACUUCUAUCCUUGGCCCCAGCUAAGAGCUGAUCCCUCUCCCCUCUAGAGCAGCCCUUUUUCUCCUUAGUGAUGAGCGAGAGACACUCGUCUACACCACUGCAAGGCAAGAACGUCAGGAAGGGAGCAGGGUUCCUUGGCAUGAUACAUGGGGGUAGAACUAGGAGUAAUGGGGUGAAGUGAUGAAAGGAGAAUUUAGCUUUGUUGCUUUCUGGGCUACUCCUAUGGCUGGGACGAGGAAGCAAGUGACUCCUCGGACCAGAGAUGUCCUUGCCCUUCUCUGCGGUUGCGCUGCUUCUGGGCACACUCUCUCUGGUUUCCCUGUCUCAUUGCCUGUGGUUACUUUUAUAGCUGGUUUUACCGUGUUCUUGAAAAGCGAUGGGUGUAGGGACGGAAGCGGCAGUUUGUGGGGUUUUAGAGACAUCAGAACUCAGCUCGGGGCCAUUUUAAAAAAUACUUUUCUGUGCUUGUGAGCACCUGUUCCCAGGGAUUGUUUCUGGCCAUUUCCAGAGAUGCCGAGAACCAGCAGUUCCCUUUAGCUCCAGUUCAAUUUCAUACAUUCCAAGGGAAAAAGGGACCAUUGUGACCUUGUAUUGUGACCUCCUGUAGAGCACAGGCCAGAGACCUGCCCGAACAUAAUUCCUAGAGCAGAGCUUUGAGAAAAGCAUCCCACCUUGGCUGAGAAAUCCCCAGCGAUGAACAAUCCACCAGGACUCUUGGUAAAACGUUCCAAGUUCAGCUGUGGGUGCUCAGCCCUCCUAGAAAUCAAGCCCUUGGUGCCUCCCAGACCGGUCUGAUUGUACUCCCAAAGCAGAGCUAGGAGGACCUGGGGCUCCAUGCGGAGUAUUUCUCCCUGAAACGCCAGCCCCUAAGGGCCCAUGAAGUGGUGCAAGGACAUCAGCCUCUGCAGUGCAGGCUCCAGCGCAGCCCCCGCUUGGUGCUAUGGCAUUAGAAGCCCUAACCUGGCAGCUAAAUCCCCAGCUGUCUUAACCCACUUCUGCUGCAACACCUAGAGAGUCAUCACAGUCCCUCUUUCCUGCCAGCGGGGCUGCAAGGAACACUCGAUAUUUACUAGUCACACUCAGUUCAGUGCCUGCGAGGCCAACGGCUACAGCAUAGGACUAAGGUGGCAGAAAAAAAGGGAAGAGCUGGGGAAGGGAGCGACUGUGUCUGAACCUGAGGACCCAGGUAUAAUAGCGUCUGCAGGUGUCUCGCCCACAGAAUUCCUUUGUACCUUGAAAAUGGGCCUUUCACAACGUUCUGCCAAGGGCCCAACAUUCAUGCACUGGCUUUGCCUUUGGCUUUGUGAGCGGAAGGGGAAGUGCCUUUUAUUCCUUAUGCUUUGUGUCUGCAUCAUCUGACCCUCCCUUCAGAUACUGUUAGUCUCGCGAUCACUGGGCUGUUUCUCAAAACCCCAACCCUAGGGUCAGGGGAGUAUGUGAGGAUCUCAGGUUCCAUUUGAAAAUGAAAUGGAAGUUUCUAGCGUUCCUGGGUGCAAAGGAAAUCUCAAUGUGACCCCCCAAAAGCUCAACCCCCAGGAGACCAGUGAACAGAACCCCAGUAUAUUGCAACCAGUCUCAGGAAUUUGGGGUGCCUGAUGCAGGACUUUUGAACGCUGGGCAUUGGACAAUACCAGGAAUAAUUUUAGGGUUCCCACAAACCUCUCCACCUUUGUCUGCACCCUGAUUACUGUAUUUCAGUGGGUCAGGCUCAUUCUGUGGAAAGGAACAAUUCCAGUUUCAUGAUGGCCCAUGGUCUAAGUUUAGGACUCCACACUGCUCGAUCCACAGCAGAAUCCCACUCAUUAGGAAGGGUUGGUUCAGAACCCUGUCACAUUCAGCAUCACUCACUAGGAAACAGGCUCACUCUCAAGACCACCAUCAUCUUUAACCUUUCUCCGCUCUGCAUUUCUUUCCCUGGAGCAACUCCUGUCCCCUACCCCCUCUAACAAUCCCAGCUUCUGGAAGUUGUUGGUUUAAGGAUACCCAGUACAUGGGGUUGCGUCCCUGACCAUCUUGGUUAAUAGCCAUUGAUCGUUCCUCCUCUAGGAACUUACCUAAUUUUUUUUUUAAUCCAGGUAUGCUUUUGGUCUUCACAACAUCCGAUAGCAAAGAGUUCCACAGGUUGACUGUGCAUUGUGUGAAGAAAUACUUUCUUUUGUAUGUCUUUAAUCUGCUGCCUAUUAAUUUCAUUGGGUGACCCCCUAGUCCUUGCGUUAUGUCAAGGGUUAAAUAACACUUCCCUAUUCACUUUCUCCAUACGUUCAUGAUUUUAUAGACUUCUGUUAUAACCCCCUCAGACAUUUCUUUUCUAAAAUGAACAGUUCCAGUCUUUUUAAUCUCUCCUUCUAUGGAAGUUGUUCCGUACUCCCUACUCAUUGUUGUUGCUCUUUCUUGCACCUUUUCCAAUUGUAUCUUUUUCUGAGAUAGGGUGACCAAAACUGCACACACUAUUCCAGGUGUGGGCGUACCAUGGAUUUACAGAGUAGCUGUGACGUUGCAAUGUUCACAUGUCACUGCAAGACUUCACUGCCCACUUGCCAGCACACAGGUAUACAUGAAGACUUACAGGUAAAACACAGCCAUCUACAGACAAUUGUCCUGGUUAAUGGGAGUCAUCAAGAUUCCAAACCACCAUUAACAGCCCACAUUUUGCAUAAUUACAAUAGGCCCUCAGAGUUAUAUUUCAUAUUUCUAGUUUCAGAUACAAGAGGGGUACAUUUAUACGAAUAGGAUGAUCACACUCAGUAGAUUAUAAGCUUUGUAAUGAUACCUUACAAGAGACCUUUUGCAUGAAGCAUAUUCCAGUUACAUUAUAUUCACUUAUUAGCAUAUUUUUAUAAAACCAUAGAGACUGCAACGUCACAGUAGCAUUAUAUUUUCUCUUUAUCUAUCCCUCUCCUAAUGGUUCCUAAUUUAGUUAGCUUUUUUGACUGCCACUGCAUAUUGAGCAGAUGUUUUCAGAGAACUAUCCACAGUGACUCCAAGAUCUAUUUCUUGAGUGGUAACAGCUCAUUUAGACCCCAUCAUUUUGUAUAUAUAGUUGGGAUUAUUUUUUCCAGUGUGCAUUACUUGGCAUUUAUCAACACUAAAUUUCAUCUGCCAUUUUGCUGCCCAAUUACCCAGUUUGUUUUGGACUUACUUAUCUUGAGUAAUGUAGUAUUGUCUGCACAUUUUGCCACCUCACUCCCUUUUCUGGAUCAUUUAUGAAUAUGUUGAGUAGCAUAUCCCAGUACAGAUCAUGGGUGCACCUGCUAUUUAUUUCUUUCCAUUGUGAAAACUAACCAUUUAUUCCUCUUUGUUUCCUAUUGUUUAACCAGUUACUGAUCCUUCUUAUCCCAUGACUGAUUAUUUUGUUGAAGAGCUUUUGGUGAGCGACCUUGUCAAAGGCUUUCUGAAAGUCCAAGUACAUUCUAUCCACUGGAUCAUCCUUGUCCAUAUUUGUUGACCUCAAAGAAUUCUAAUAGAUUGGCGAGGCAUGAUUUCCCUUUACAAAAGCCAUGUUAACUUUUCCCCAACAUAUCGUGUUUAUCUAGGUGUCUGAGAAUUCUCUUCUUUACUGUACUUUCAACCAAUUUGCCUGGUAUGGAAGUCAGGCUUACUGGCCUGUGAUUGCCAGGACUGCCUCUGGAGCCUUUUUACAAAAUCAGUGUUGCAUUAGCUACCUUCCAGUCAUCUGAUAGAGAGGCUGAUUUAAGCAAUAGGUUAAAUACCACUGUUAGUUCUGCAAUUUUAUAUUUGAGUUCCUUCAGAACACUUCGGUGAUACCAUCUGGUCCUGGUGACUUAUUACUGUUUAAUUUAUCAACUUGUGACAAAGCCUCUUUUAUUGACACCUCAAGCUGGGACAGUUCCCCAAGUGUUUUACCUAAAAAGAAUGGCUCGGGUGUGGGGAUCUCCCCUGUAUCCUCUACAGUGAAAACCAAUGCAAAGAAUUUAUUUAGCUUCUCUGCAACAGCCUUGUCUUCCUUCAGUGCUCGUUUAGUACCUCGAUCGUCCAGUGGCCCCCCUGACUGUUUGGUGGGUAUACUUAAAAGAAAUGGUGCUGUUAGUGUUUGUGUCCUUAGCUAGUUGCUCUUUGAAUUCUUUCUUGGCCUGCCUUAGCAUACUUUUCCACUGACUUGCCAGAACUUAUGCUCCCUUUCUAUUUGUUUUUCAGUAGGAUUUGACUCCCAGUUUUUGAAGGAUGCCUUUUCGCCUCUAACCACUUCUUUUACUCUGCUGUUAAGCCAUGGUGGCAUUUUUGGAGGGUGGGGGUAUGUUUAGUUUGAGCCUCUAUUAUGGUGCUUUUAAAGCAUGUCCAUGCAGUUGGCAGGGAAUGGGGGCAGGAAAGGUCACAUCUCUCAGAACCAGGGUCCCAGACUUGAGAAGCGCCUGCUGCUUCACUUACACUCGGUUCACAUUUGGAAGAUUUUAGCAGGCACAGGAAGGCUAGAGACUCACUUUUGUGUUUCAAUGGCAGUCAAUGCUGCAGAAUGUGAACGCCUCCUCACCUGCUUUAAAGCCACCAAGCAGGCUAGUUGCAUCCCUCCGCUGGGUGCUUGUCACCUUGGCUCUAUUUGCAUUUCCUUGCAACUUGUCUCCAAGGAAAAGGGACAUGCGUUCUUUAAUCAUGCUGAAGUUCAUGUUUUUCCAGACAUUCCAAAAGUCACAUAGACAGGAUGAAACAGCUAUUAGUGCUCGGCUGAUUUUAUUACUAUAGGAUUCUCUGCCUCAGUUUGCCCUUCCUCCCUGAGCACUGUUGCUGACAGUCACUAAAUAUUCUGCUGUUAAACACUGGGAAAGCAUUUUCAUCUUCCCUGGCUAGAGAAAAAGAGGAUGGUUCUGAAAUAGGGUCCUGUUUUCCUAGUACCAAUUUUUUAAAGUGCGCUCACAGCCAGCAAUUAACCUGUUUAUCAUUGUUUCUAAAGCCAUGAAAUCAAUACUUUUAUGCUAUGCCUGUAUUUACUUAAGGUGACCAACUGUUUUCUCAUUUUCAUCCUUCUUUCCUUCCAAGACGUUUCACCAUUCUGGCAAAACCUGGACACCAUUAUGAUAAAUGAUUUCCCCAAUAA